CCGUCUCAGAAGAGAGAAGACGGCUGGCGUUUGGAGCAGCGGUCCUUCGGUCCAAAUCGUUCCCUUCUCCUUCAACAUCAAAUGUCGGAAACCACGGGAGGCAACGUGCAGGUCAAAAGCUAACUAAUGCUUUAACCAAAAAUAAACAAAAGAUUUGUGUGGAGCACGAGGAAGAGAAUCCCAACCUCCUGGUGUGGAGCUUCACCAUAACUUUCUCUGUCACAACUCACAACAAAAACUUUCGAGAAGGAGGACCACCUUUCUCUCCAAACUGUGGCUCCUGCACUGAAACCGCAGCUCUAACACGUCUAAGAAGUUGUCUCAGUCUCGAGGAAGUUGCCAUCUAAUCAUUUUGUGGCCACGCCUGUGUGAACCUGCAGCUGACAACAUGGCAAAGAAGAACCAAAAGGAUGCGUCAGGGGUGGUGUUUGACACGCGCUCAAAGAUGGUCAUGUCCCAAGGAGAGCCGCCUGAAAGGAUGAAGGAGAAGAUCAACUCCGUCCGGGCAGUUGUCCCCAACAAAAGCAACAAUGAGAUUGUUCUGGUGUUGCAGCAUUUUGAGAACUGCGUUGACAAGGCGGUUCAAGCAUUCUUAGAAGGUAGUGCAGUGGAAAUUCUUAAGGAGUGGAAUGUCACUGGCAAAAAGAAGCCAAAUAAGAAAAAGAAGCCCAAGCCCCAGCAGGAGGCCUCAACAGAACCUGGCCCAUCGGAGGCCACACCACUUGAGGAGUGUAAGGACAAAACCAAUGGCUUCCAUGACAAUGGAUCAGCAGUGGAUGGAGAGUCACUUGACUCCCUGAGUGAACACUUGGACUCUGUGUCCUUGGAUGCAUCAGAGCUGGACUCUGAACCGAUCACGUCUGAAACCACCGCUCUCACGGGUGCAGAUGCAGACAGUCCUCCCUCUCAGCUGGGACCAAAUACUCACCAGGCACAUAAAGGGAACAAAAUACGCCACCGCCAAGAUUCACAUCGCCAAAACUCAUCUCAUGUACUUCCCGAUGAACAAAGUCAGCAAAGGUCGUCUGGUGGCAAGAAGAUUGCGCCCAACAUUGACCGCUCUGUGAAGGACCUGCAGCGAUGCACCGCCUCACUGACUCGCUACAGGAUGGUGGUGAAGGAGGAGAUGGAGUCCUCUGUCAAAACAAUGAAGCAGGCCUUUGCUGAGCUUCAGGGCAGCUUAAUGGACAGAGAAGUGACACUGCUUGCCGAAAUGGACAAAGUGAAAGCAGAGGCUGUCCUCAUUUUAAACGGCCGCCAAAAAAGAGCCGAGGAGCUCAGAAGACUGACCGACCAGUCGGCGUCCAUGUCUGAGGAUCAGCUGACUGAACUGCGAGCUGACAUCAAGCACUUUGUGAGCGAGCGCAAAUAUGACGAGGACCUCGGCAAAGCUGUCAAGUUUACUUUCCAUCUGGAGCCGCUGAAGACGAUCAUCUCCCAAUUUGGAUCGGUGUAUCAUCCCCACACAGGUUACUCUGAUCGAUCCCGUUGCAGCUCCACGUCCUCUUUGGUGGCCAGUCCCAGUGUUGUGGAAAGUCCUCCUCCCACUCAGAGCCCGCCCAGCGAAUUUCGCCCCCCACCGGCCAAGCAGAUUUUCCAGGGCAACAGACGUACGUUCCAUGGCCAAGGCUAUCAAUCAGGGGCCCAGCAGCGCUACAACGGCGGCACUAACCACGAUCGAAGCGCCGGGCGCACCAGCCACCGCUACCAAGGCAACGACGGCCCCUCCGGUUCCAACCCGCAGCACUCCAAUAGGGGCCCUUCCACCUCCUCGUCCAACCAAAACCGAGCGUCCCACAACGGCUUGCCUCAAAGGCUCCCACGGAUGCCCUGCCCUUGACAUCGGUAAAAUUGCGCCGCUCUCUCCCAGCCCCUUUACUAAUAACCCUGCACUACCAGGGCCGCCGCCCACUUUCCCGCCCAGCUCCCACGCUCGUCUCGAUGAAGAAUAGAAUCCAAGUUUACAUAUUUUCAUGUUCAUCCUUUAGACUUGAACAGCAUCUUGAUUAGAUGAUCCUCCUCUUCCCCGCACGGAACUCUUGGUAGCGCUGCCCUCGUUAGAAAGCACUAAGAGGAGAAACUGUGCGAGGAAACCUAAGUGAAUGCUGCUUGUUGGUUCUCCUCUACUGUAAAGUUUGUGACUGAGUAAAAAGCUGUGGCACGUUCACAAAGACUAGUCCUAAUGCUAAGCUAUGCUAAUUCGCCAGACAAAAGGGCAAACCUGUGGUAAAUAAAACACACGCAAAAGUUUUAUAGAUGAGGGCUGUUUUUUUUUUGUUCUUUUUAGUGGAAUAAUGUGAAAAACUGAAGUUUCACAACACCAAGUGUCCACGUGCUGUUUGGCUUCUGACCAUCACUUCAACAAACAUCUUCUCCCGCGUUUGCUGUAACAUCGACGACACGUUUGCCUUUUUGUAGAAAAGUCUCUAAAGGAAUGGUUAGGAGAGGUCAUGUCCAUGUAAGAAUAGGACCUUGCUUUUUUGCGGACAUUAGAGAAAUAAUUGGCAGCUACGCACUUCCUUGGUGUUGCUGAUGUUGCAAGCAGGAGUCUGAUACUUCAUUGUGGGAAUCAAGCAAAGAAGUGAGCGGGAAGGAGGGGUGAAUUGAACCUCCCCACCCCCUUUGAUUUUCUUUAUCCGUAUCCAAGAGACAUUUUGCUUAUUUUCAGUUUUGAAAUGAAAAUUGUAAUUCUGUUGUUGGUGACUGUUGUGGACAAGAGCACCAUUUUGUUUGUAGAGACA
This is a messenger RNA of Nerophis ophidion (straightnose pipefish), 2741 nucleotides long. RefSeq names its product spermatogenesis associated serine rich 2 (gene spats2). Lineage: Eukaryota; Metazoa; Chordata; Actinopteri; Syngnathiformes; Syngnathidae. The record is from RefSeq and is a predicted model, not a curated record. Gene Ontology annotation, cellular component: cytoplasm. Bases 389 to 1840 code for a protein of 483 amino acids. Gene Ontology annotation, molecular function: protein binding. The transcript is spliced from 14 exons.